AAAUCAUUGACAGGUACUAAGUACACGGGUGGAAUAGUAGGUUAGUUUUUAGAUACGGUUAACCUGUUCAUCCGAAAUAUUUUCACUGUGUGAGGUAAGACGUCGAUGAUACAACAAGGUGUUGUACUGAGUGGAAAUGGAUGGUAAUGAGAAUAUGGAUGAGACGAUCAGUGACACUUACUGUAAGAAGGAGCCUAAAGUGCUGGAAGUGAUAGUGGUGGAUGUGAUAGAACCCGAGGAGCGCAGAGCACCUCUGGUUGUUGACUUUAAAGGUGGCUCUCUCCAAGAAAGUUACGGGAUGGACGAGUGGCUCGCCGAGGAAGUGGAACGAUUCAAUGAGGAUCGCAACGGAGUAACCAAGAGUUCCACAACUGUAGAUGGUCCGAAUGUAACAGUGAAGGAGGAGGAAGUGAACACGAACACAAGUCAAACUAGCGGAAAUGAGAAAAUACAGAAAGAAGCUGAUGGCAUUAUGUUUGAGGACAGAGAGACGUCACAAGCAGAUAUGUUUAUUUGCGACCUUUGCUACAGAAUUUUUGGAAACCAAUACAAGCUGGAUAGCCACUUAUUUCGAGUCCAUAAAAUUAACAAACGCCCGAAGAAAAGGGGUCGAAAGAAAAAGUUGCAAAGUAAUGAGAACAAAUGGCCUCCUGACGUACAAGAGCUGGCCAGACGAGUGAAUGGAGUGAAGACUUUUUUCUGUAACCUCUGCUCGUACAAGGUGACACGCUGCGACUCGAUGACCAAGCACCUACUGCGGAUCCACAGCGAGGGGAGGGUGGUAGCCCAAUACCAGUGCGAGAUCUGCGGGAAGACGUUCGUGGACAAGGCGUACUUGCGGAACCACGGAGUGUCGCACACGACGGAGAAGGAGCAUACGUGUGAGGUAUGCGGUCGUGCAUUCCACCGUCAGCCUUCCCUCAAACGGCAUCGACAAAUACAUCUCUCCAGCAAACAGUUCGCCUGUCUACUCUGUGAUUACAAGAGCAACAGGAAACACUUGAUGUACAAACACGCCGAGCACCACAGGACCGGCCGCGCCUACUCCUGCAAGUUCUGCAGCGCCCAGUUCUACACUCAGAUAUCCUUCAGAAGUCACAUGUACACCCACAACGUUACGCCCAACUCUUGUUCCUUUUGUAGAGUCGGGUUUUCCUCGAGGGAACGGAUGAUAUCUCAUAUGAGAAAGGUCCACUUUGCUUGUGAAAUUAGAGACAUUAAGGAUGAGUUUCGAUGAACAAAACAGGUUUGCUGACCCACUUGCAAAUUAGGUAGGUCACGUUUGAUAUACUCGUAAUUAGUUUCGCUUGGAUUGUAUUGAAACUAAAGAUUGUUAUUUUCUAAAGUUUGAAAAUGAUUAAGUUUUCAUUAGUAUUUUAAAAUAAUUAUCUUAUUCCAUUUUAUUUAUUGAACCCAAAUAAAUCAAAAUAAUUUAAUAAUUGUAUUAUCUUACACUGUUACUUUAAGAUAAAAUGUUAAAAUUUAUGUAGGUCUAACGCAUUGUAAAAUAUAACGAGGUUUGAAUUAAUUUACUUGUAAUUUAUCCAACGCUUCAAUACAAGUUCUAAGCAAUGAA
Molecule: messenger RNA, 1576 nt
Organism: Homalodisca vitripennis (glassy-winged sharpshooter)
Lineage: Eukaryota; Metazoa; Arthropoda; Insecta; Hemiptera; Cicadellidae
Product: zinc finger protein 652-A-like
Exons: 5
Coding region: 137-1237 (366 amino acids)
Biological process (GO): regulation of transcription by RNA polymerase II
Cellular component (GO): nucleus
Molecular function (GO): RNA polymerase II cis-regulatory region sequence-specific DNA binding; DNA-binding transcription activator activity, RNA polymerase II-specific
Source: RefSeq, a predicted model, not a curated record